GGCCUUCUCUCCGAGCUCUCCAAGAUGGCGGUGUCCGGGACCCUGUACACGUACCCCGAGAACUGGCGCGCCUUCAAGGCUCUCAUCGCCGCCCAGUACUCGGGCGCUCGGAUCCGCGUCCUCUCGGGGCCGCCCCAGUUCCACUUCGGCCACACCAACCGCACCCCGCAGUUCCUGCAGAAGUUCCCGCUCGGCAAGGUUCCGGCGUUCGAGGGGGAUGACGGAUUCUGCGUCUUCGAGAGCAACGCCAUCGCCUACUAUGUGAGCACGGAGGAGCUGCGGGGCAGCACCCCCGAGGCAGCAGCAGCAGUGCUGCAGUGGGUGAACUUCGCUGACAGCGACGUGGUGCCCCCGGCCAGCACCUGGGUGUUCCCAACGCUGGGAAUCCUGCACUACAACAAACAGGCCACCGAGGUGGCGAAGGAGGAGGUGCGGAGGGUGCUGGGGGUCCUGGACGGGCACCUGAAAACCAGAACCUUCCUGGUGGGGGAGAGGGUGAGCCUGGCCGACAUCAGCCUGGUGUGUGCCCUGCUGUGGCUCUACAAACAGGUGCUGGACCCCGCAUUCCGGGGCCCCUUUGGGAACGUGAAUCGUUGGUUCCUCACCUGCCUGAACCAGCCCCAGUUCAAGGCUGUGCUGGGGGAGGUGCAGCUCUGCCAGAGGAUGGCGCAGUUCGACGCCAAGAAGUUUGCGGAGAGCCAGGCCCGGAAGGAGAAGGAGCCCCCCAAGAAGGAGAAGGAGCCCCCCAAGAAGGAGAAGCCCCCAAAAAAGGAGGAGAAGCGGCCGGAGCCCGACGAGGACCUGGACGAGUGCGAGCAGGUCCUGGCAGCUGAGCCCAAAGCCAAGGACCCCUUUGCUCACCUGCCCAAGAGCCCCUUCGUCCUGGACGAGUUCAAGCGCAAAUACUCCAACGAGGACACGCUGGGGGUGGCCCUGCCCCAUUUUUGGGAGCACUUUGACCCGCAGGGCUGGUCCCUGUGGUACUGCCAGUACCGGUACCCCGAGGAGCUGAGCCAGACCUUCAUGAGCUGCAACCUCAUCACCGGGAUGUUCCAACGCCUGGACAAGCUGAGGAAGAACGCCUUCGCCUCGGUGGUGCUGUUUGGCAGCGACCACGACAGCAGCAUCUCGGGGGUCUGGGUCAUGAGGGGGCAGGAGCUGGCCUUCACGCUGUGCCCGGACUGGCAGGUGGAUUAUGAGUCUUACACCUGGCGCAAGUUGGACCCCGACAGCGCCGAGUGCCGGACGCUGGUGACGGAAUAUUUCAUGUGGGAGGGGAAAUUCCAGCACGUGGGGAAACCCUUCAACCAGGGCAAGAUCUUCAAGUGAAUUUGGGCUCAAAUCCCGGGAUUUUGGGGACUGAAAUCCCGGGACUUCGAGGCCCUCCGGUUCUCCAGCCCCGAUCCAAUAAAAAAAAGCUUCGGACAGGA
Molecule: messenger RNA, 1430 nt
Organism: Sturnus vulgaris (Common starling)
Lineage: Eukaryota; Metazoa; Chordata; Aves; Passeriformes; Sturnidae
Gene: EEF1G
Product: eukaryotic translation elongation factor 1 gamma
Biological process (GO): translational elongation
Cellular component (GO): cytoplasm; nucleus
Molecular function (GO): translation elongation factor activity
Source: RefSeq, a predicted model, not a curated record